AUGGGCAAGGACGGCGUCAUCCCCAAUUUUGCCCUCGUCGGCAGCCCGCAGACCCCCGAGGUGCUGUCGAACAAGAUCAUCCUGACGCCCGUGGCGCCGGGCAACCAGCGCGCGUCGGUGUGGUCCAACAACAAGCUGAUGCACUCGACGUGGAUCGCCGACGUCGACUUUCGCGCCAACGGGCCCGACCGCGGCGGCGGCAACCUCAACAUCUGGCUGACGUCGGGCGGCAGCAACGACGUCGGCCUCAACAGCGCCUACACGGUCGGGCGCUUCGACGGCCUCGUCCUCGUCGUCGACACGUACGGCGGCUCGGGCGGCAUGAUCCGCGGCUUCCUCAACGACCGCACGACCGACUUCAGCGCCCAGGGCGACAUUGCCGGGCUCGCCUUUGGCCACUGCCAGUACGCCUACCGCAACCUCGGCCGCCCGAGCCAGAUCAAGAUGCGGCAGACGGCCGACAAGUUCUCCGUCGAGGUCGACGGCACCCCCUGCUUCGCCACCGACAAGGUCAAGGUGCCGCUGGGCUACCAGUUCGGCAUCACGGCCGCCAGCGCCGACAACCCCGACUCGUUCGAGGUGUUCAAGCUCGUCGUCAUGUCCGAGAGCCUCCACCCCGAGGCCAGCUACACCCAGCAGGGCCAGGCCGGGUCCAACCAGGGCUCCGUCGGCAACGAGGCCGCCCAAAAGGCCAAGCAGCAGCAGCAGCAGGAGCAGCAGCAGAAGAAGAGGGACAACUCGGGCGGCGGCGGCUGGUUCAGCAAGGACACGAGCAAGGACACGAGCAAGAACGCGCCUCUCGGCGGCGAUGGCGGCAGCGGCAGCGGCAGCGACGAGGACCCGUUCGACAUCAAGGACCAGUCGGCGGAAACGUUCUCGUCGUCGGCCGAGCAGUUUGCCGACCUGCACAACCGGCUGCAGAGCCUGACGCACCACAUCAGCAACGUCUUCCGCACCGUGUCCAAGCACGCGCGGUCGGGCGAGCAGUCGCGGGCCGAGGUGUCGCGGCUCAUCGACACGGUGCGCCUCGACGUGCUGCCGCGCCUCGACCACGUGCGCACGCUCGAGACCAAGGUCGCCGAGCUCGAGCGCGAGAUCAAGGCCCUGCGCGGCGACGUCGGCCAGCAGGUCAAGAGCAGCGAGCGCGCCAUCAAGGGCGUGCUCGAGGGCCACCACCGCUCCCUCAGCGGCGCCGUCGCCGACGCCGUCCCCGGCCACGGCAAGCUCAUCGCCGUCAUUGUCGGCUCCCAGAUCGUCGCCGCCGUCGGGUACUACCUCUACAAGAGGCGGCGCGCGAGCAUGCCCAAGAAGUACCUCUGA
Messenger RNA from Verticillium nonalfalfae, 1320 nucleotides. RefSeq lists its product as uncharacterized. Gene Ontology annotation, cellular component: Golgi membrane; endoplasmic reticulum membrane; COPII-coated ER to Golgi transport vesicle. Bases 1 to 1320 code for a protein of 439 amino acids. Lineage: Eukaryota; Fungi; Ascomycota; Sordariomycetes; Glomerellales; Plectosphaerellaceae. The record is from RefSeq and is a predicted model, not a curated record. The transcript has a single exon. Gene Ontology annotation, biological process: Golgi organization; endoplasmic reticulum organization; endoplasmic reticulum to Golgi vesicle-mediated transport. Gene Ontology annotation, molecular function: D-mannose binding.